AUGUCUUCGUUCAUCACCACAAUGUCCGUACCUGCUACCCCUCCUACUGCUCAGUUUUCAUCUCGCGGAGAGCAAGCCUCUCAAUCGCGAUCCAACCCCUCCGUCUCCAUCAGCCCUUCUCAAUAUCAGACCACUCGCACUUCCCACCUUCCCCUCCUGGAACCUCCCUCUUAUCUGUCGCCGGCAGUACGCGCGCUCAAACAAGGCUGUCUUGGACUAACACCUCCCAGCAAUGCACGCACCCGGGCCCCUUUCAAGCCCCGCUCUGCGGCCAAAGGCACUAGCAGCUACCAACUGCGACAGUUUGCCGAAGCUACACUUGGAAGUGGUAGCUUGCGCAAGGCUGUGAAGCUGCCCGAGGGCGAGGAUCUCAAUGAAUGGCUUGCUGUGAACAUUGUCGACUUCUACAACCAGAUCAAUCUGCUUUAUGGCUCAAUAACUGAAUUCUGCUCACCGCAGACAUGCCCAGAGAUGAAGGCGACAGAUGAAUUCGAGUAUCUCUGGCAAGAUUCAGAGAACUACAAGCGACCAACCAAGAUGUCUGCACCCGAAUACAUUGAGCACUUGAUGGCUUGGGUCCAAAGCAACGUUGAUAAUGAACAGAUGUUCCCCAGCCGAAUCGGUGUUCCCUUCCCGAAAACCUUCCCCAGUCUCCUGCGCCAGAUCUUCAAGCGUCUCUACCGAGUGUAUGCCCACAUUUACUGCCACCACUACCCAGUGGUUGUGCAUCUCGGUCUCGAGCCCCACCUCAACACCAGCUUCAAGCACUAUGUACUCUUCAUUGACGAACACAAGCUUGCCAGCGGAAAGGACUUCUGGGGUCCCCUGGGUGAUUUGGUGGACAGUAUGCUACGCAGCGAUUAG
Messenger RNA from Penicillium brevicompactum, 864 nucleotides. Its product is annotated as Mob1/phocein family protein. Gene Ontology annotation, biological process: signal transduction; positive regulation of protein phosphorylation; cell division. The record is from RefSeq and is a predicted model, not a curated record. Lineage: Eukaryota; Fungi; Ascomycota; Eurotiomycetes; Eurotiales; Aspergillaceae. The transcript has 4 exons. The coding region runs from base 1 to 864 and encodes 287 amino acids. Gene Ontology annotation, cellular component: nucleus; cytoplasm. Gene Ontology annotation, molecular function: protein kinase activator activity.